CCCUGCCUUGUUCCCCAAAGGAAAUGAGGCGGCUCACAAAAUCCAGAAGCCUGAAAAGUUACAAAGUGGGGAAAUCAGGUAAAGGGAAAUAUCAUGGCAGGAAAUGAAGAUGAAGCCAGGAGUGCCCCCUCGCUGGGCUUGAAGACCUGGAACAACUGCCAGAGAUACCCACAAGUUUGGCUCUGAGCUCCCUAGUGGCUGAGAAGAGUGAAAGCAGAUCCAGGUCCCUAAUCCAAUGUGGGAGAAUGAAAACACACCCAAUGCUCUGGAGAAACACUCUCUGGUGGCCAUCACCUUCUCCCUGGAGGAUGCACGCCCUCCCCACUUCAAGGUUUAGCUCCUCUUCACUCCUCUACUUCCCCCAGGAUGGGGAGUGGAUGUUUGUGCUCUUACAGUUCCUGGAUCCCAUGUGUUCUAGAACCUUCCCUCCUAAGGUAGGACUUUUUAAUUUUUUUAUUUUUUAAAUCCAUCUCAGCAUCCUGGCAAACAGUAAGUGAAAACUUUGGUCAAUGCAGAAACAGAGCAGUGUGUCCAUUUCACCAAAUACCUGAGCAUUUGAUCAGAGAUGUGGGAGUCCCCUCUAUGUGGAGGAGGCAGGCAGAGGCAGAGGAGAGGGGAGCUGGGCAAAUCAAGGCCUUCCAAGCCUGAUGGGGAAGAAUCUUCUCACCAGCUCCAGGGAGAGUGGCUUGGCGCUUUGAGAGAGUUACAGGUGGAGUCUCAGGCAGAAAACCUGGCCUUAGCAGUGACAGAGGUGGGGUCCACCAAUUUCUGGAUCUUUCAGCCUUGUUGGGACAAGCAUUUGGGGCUAAGCUGCUGUAAACCGGUGUGUACUAGGCUCAGCACCCCCUGUCCUGCCCUCCCUCGAUGACUGUCAUUUGACAUAUUGUUUAGUGCUGCCCAUGUUCCCCUGUGGGCAGAGGAAGGUGGGAGGGCUCCUCGGAGGAGACCAUAAAGCUGUGGGUCAGGGGCUACCCACUGCCCCCAACUUUGGAGAAUCCCCUCUCCGGCCUCAGUUUUCUCCUUUCAAAUGGAGAUACCAGGUUGAGGCUAUAGAUUCAAGGAUCACGCAUGGAAUUGCUUAGUAAAGGACCCCGCAUGUAGUAGGCUCUCAAGAAAUGGUGUCUGGUUUUGAUGGAUGCGGAGCAGAGAGCCAACGCAGUGCGGCGACUCGCCCAAGGUCACACCGCUGGGGACGGAUCCGACCCCGGGCGGCCUGAGUCUAGCGGGCCGGGGUUUGUCUGGAGUCAGCCUCGGAGAGCGCUGUUUGGAGGAGCGGACGUGGGCGGGAAGGGCUUCUAUUUUGGAGCGGGUUGAGAGAAUCGCGAUCCGCGGAAGGAGCUAGGUCCCUUCACGGGCUCCCUGCACCCCAAUCACCUUCCUGCGACCCUUCCCGGGAGGGGCGUCCCGGGCGAGUAGGGGGAGGUGGGAGGGGCGGCGGGCGGUUACCUCAUCGCCACCUCCGGAGGCUCUGCUCGUUCGCUCGCGCCGCCGGCUGGUGCGGCGACUCCGGGCGCCGGAGCGAGAGAAGGACGGAGGGACUGAGGCGCCGAGGGCAGCGCUGUCCCCCGAGCCCGGCUCUGCUGCGGGACCCUCGCGGCGAGGAGGUCGGACCUUGGUGCUCCGCGCUGCCGGCGGCGCCUCCGGUAGCGUUGCGGAGCGGAGGCGGUGUCUGCGCGCGGCGCGCCGGCUCUGUUCUCUCGGUGCUUCUUCUGCACCCGCCGGAGCUACUCGUUUGUCCGCCGUCGGCCUUCUCGGCUGUCUGUGUGCCCUCCCACUGCCUGCUCUGUCCUCGCCUGGCUUCUCCGGGCCUCAGUGUUACCGGUAGCGAUGAGGAGCGCGGCGGGGCCGGGACGCACCGGGCAGGGCGCGCGGGGCGCACGGCCCGGCGCCGGCGCAUGAGAUUUUCCAGCACGGGGCGCGGCAGUGCGCGCCGGCCAUGGGGGGCAGCCUGCGGGUGGCCGUACUGGGCGCCCCGGGCGUGGGCAAGACGGCUAUCAUCCGCCAGUUUCUGUUCGGUGACUACCCCGAGCGCCACCAGCCCACUAACGGACCGCGCCUCUACCGUCCCGCAGUGCUGCUCGACGGCGCUGUCUACGACCUGAGCAUCCGCGACGGCGACGCCGCUGGCCCGGGUCACAACCCCGAGAGUCUAGAGGAGUGGCUGGACCCUAAGGACUGGAGCUUGCAAGACACGGACGCCUUCGUGCUAGUUUAUGACAUCUGCAGCCCAGACAGCUUCGACUAUGUGAAGUCACUGAGGCAGCGCAUAGCGGAGACCAGGCCAGCGGGCGCACCCGAGGCGCCCAUCCUCGUGGUAGGCAACAAGCGGGACCGGCAGCGGCUGCGCUUCGGGCCUCGGCGCGCACUGGCCACCCUCGUACGCAGGGGCUGGCGCUGCGGCUACCUCGAGUGCUCUGCUAAGUACAAUUGGCACGUGCUGCGUCUCUUCCGGGAGCUGCUGCGCUGCGCUCUGGUGCGUGCCCGCCCUGCGCACCCAGCCCUGCGGCUGCAAGGGGCAUUACAUCCGGCGCGCUGCAGCCUCAUGUGACCUAAUUCCAUCACGAAGCCCAUGGGGGAGCUGGACAGUUUGAGUGCAACCACCAAGGACCUGGAUUGGACAGAAGUAUCCUCCCUGAUUGGAUAAGUAAAGCUCCUACCCAGUCUCCUGGGCGACAGGCCUCUCUUUGAAUCUCAUUGGACCCAGCCAGGCCCAAGACUUUUUGUAUAACAUCAGUCUUUUCUGGGACCUCAUUGGGUCACAAUCCUAUUGGAUGGAAUGGACUUGACUAUGACUCUGAUUGUAAACUCUUCGACUGCUCCUGGAGCCUCAUUGGACAAAUUGUUAAGUCACACCUCUCCCGAGCUAAUAAAGGGGGAAUGUUUCCAGUGCAUCUGGCAUUUCUGGGACGGACAGGGUAGUCUUAAUUGUGGAGAUGAGAGCUGCCAGGCAGUUAAUUCCAGA
Messenger RNA from Rhinolophus ferrumequinum (greater horseshoe bat), 2962 nucleotides. It is a transcript of the gene RASL10A, whose product is annotated as RAS like family 10 member A. The record is from RefSeq and is a predicted model, not a curated record. The transcript is spliced from 3 exons. Gene Ontology annotation, molecular function: GTP binding; GTPase activity. Bases 1937 to 2548 code for a protein of 203 amino acids. Lineage: Eukaryota; Metazoa; Chordata; Mammalia; Chiroptera; Rhinolophidae.